UGCAUGGGUGAAUCAAUACCAGGUGAAGUGGUGGAUCAGUUGAAGAAAUUCAACGAGACGCUGUCGGUCGUUGAAGAUGCCUUACAGGGCCAGUUGAAUGCUACAGCGCAAGCUUAUGCACAGAUGCGUUUGUUGGACAGAGCACGUGUGGAUCUGAUGUCACUGUUCACGAUUAAUUCGCUUUACUGGAUAUUGCUCUGUAUACGUGGAAAGAAUCCGAAAGAAAACGAAUCACUUAAUCACGAAUUGACUCGCACAAAACAAUGUAUGGAUCGAUUGAAGGAAAUUGAAGCACGUCCGUAUGCACCGAAACUGAAUCGACGUGCUGCGGCCAGUUUCGUUCGUAAUGCUCUCUGGGAACCGCCUCAACAAACUAACGAGGCACGAAUCGUUAUUCACUAUCAGUAUUUUUGGUUGAAAUUUAGAUUUUGA
Molecule: messenger RNA, 432 nt
Organism: Anisakis simplex (herring worm)
Lineage: Eukaryota; Metazoa; Nematoda; Chromadorea; Rhabditida; Anisakidae
Source: the annotation of a GenBank genome assembly